ACUGUGUGUGAACAGAGUGAAACUGAUAAGACAGCCCCAGUCAACCCUUUGUGCUAGCUGCCUAUAUUACUUUUUCCUUUAUUUAACUAAAGCAGCGUGGGUAUUUGUGUGCCUUGGGAGGGCUCACAUACCUUUAAUGUUUUGUGUCUAGUCAGGCUUUUUUAUGUUGCAUUAAAAGUAUGCUUCUGAGCCCCUAUUUAAAAUAUUGGAAUGUGCAGCUUUUGGGCAGUGAGCAUUUGAGAUUAGUGGGGACCUGCUAAUUGUGAGUUUCUCUGCUGUGCAUUCUUCCAGUGCUCAGAGGAAAAUAAGUGAGACAGGGGGAAGACUGCAGCGCAAGUUAAGGCUGGAGAGUUCUGUUGCUACUAACGACAGGAGGUGCCCUGCGCUCCUCCUGAGAGUGUAAAGAGAAAGUAGGAGAUACAGUAGUGUUUGAGUCACACUGAAACGUCUCCCGGCACUGAGUAGUUAUACCAAGCAUUACAGGGAAACGGCUUGGUGGCUGGAGGAGAAACCAACAACCAGGUUUCAGCAAGUACUGCAUCACUUUGGCAUAAUGACAGCAGAAGAUUCUAUUGCUAUGAUGAGUAACGAUUCUUCCAACAUGUCAGCGUCAAAGAUCACAGAAGGAGUGGCUGGUGCACCAAAUGAGGCUGCUCUCAUUGCACUCCUGGAACGUACAGGUUAUGCGAUGGUCCAAGAAAAUGGACAGAGAAAAUAUGGAGGUCCACCACCUGGCUGGGAAGGACUUCAUCCUCCACGUGGCUGUGAAGUGUUUGUGGGCAAAAUACCCCGUGAUGUGUAUGAGGAUGAACUAGUUCCGGCAUUUGAAAGCGUAGGUAGGAUCUACGAAAUGCGUCUGAUGAUGGACUUUGAUGGAAAGAACCGAGGCUAUGCCUUUGUCAUGUACACACACAAGCACGAAGCCAAGAGGGCAGUUAGAGAACUUAACAACUAUGAAAUCAGGCCUGGAAGACUUUUAGGGGUUUGCUGCAGUGUAGAUAACUGCCGGCUUUUUAUUGGGGGGAUUCCGAAAAUGAAGAAAAGAGAAGAGAUUCUGGAAGAAAUCUCUAAAGUAACAGAAGGGGUUUUGGAUGUCAUUGUCUAUGCUAGUGCUGCUGAUAAGAUGAAAAAUCGAGGCUUUGCUUUUGUAGAGUAUGAAAGCCACAGAGCCGCUGCUAUGGCCAGAAGGAAGCUGAUGCCGGGAAGAAUCCAGCUGUGGGGCCACCAGAUAGCUGUUGACUGGGCGGAACCAGAGAUUGAUGUAGAUGAAGAUGUGAUGGAGACGGUCAAAAUUCUAUACGUGAGAAACCUGAUGAUUGAAACAUCCGAGGAUGUAAUUAAAAAGAUCUUUGGCCAGUACAAUCCUGGGUGUGUCGAGCGGGUUAAGAAAAUACGCGAUUAUGCUUUUGUGCAUUUCACAAGCCGGGAUGAUGCAGUCCAGGCCAUGAGAAACCUCAAUGGGACCGAACUAGAAGGCUCUUGUAUAGAAGUUACUUUGGCCAAGCCUGUUGAUAAGGAACAAUACACACGUUACCAGAAAGCUGCUAAAGGAGGGGCACCUGCAACGGUUACUCCCACAGAAGUCACUCAGCCUAGUUAUGUUUACUCAUGUGAUCCUUACACACUGGCAUAUUAUGGAUACCCUUACAAUGCCCUGAUUGGUCCCAACAGAGAUUACUUUGUGAAAGCCUCCAAUCUGUGGUCACAUGGUUCAGAGAAAAAUGAUCAGAGAAUCUUCCAAAUGGGAUGUCAAGCAUCAAUCACAGGCAGCAUAAGAGGCAGAGGGCGAGGUGCAGCUGGCAACAGAGCUCCCGGGCCCAGGGGCACGUACCUGGGGGGAUAUUCGGCUGGCCGUGGCAUUUAUAGCAGAUAUCAUGAAGGGAAGGGUAAACAGCAAGAAAAAGGCUUUGAAUUUGUACCCAACCUGGAAUUAACAGCGGUCAAUCCAGUUGCUCUUAAACCUGGUACAGUGGCCAUUCCCACCCUUGGCACCCAGUACUCCGUGUUUCAGGCUGCAUCAGCUGCCAAGUUGAUGGAAGAGGGUAAAAUCCAUGGGAUGGAGCACAUGAUCAAUACCAUCCCUUUGCAGACUGACCCCGCAAGUGCCGCCGCUGCCGUCCUUCCAUCUGUGUCAACACCUCCACCAUUUCAGGGCCGUCCAAUAACUCCAGUGUACACCAUGGCUCCAAAUGUGCAAAGAAUUCCUGCUGCAGGGAUUUAUGGUGCAAGCUACGUCCCCAUUGCGGGCCAUACUACAGCCACUUUAGCCACACUACAGAAGAAUGCCGCCGCUGCUGCAGCAAUGUAUGGAGGAUAUGCUGGCUAUAUACCUCAAGCUUUUCCUGGUGCAACCAUCCAGGUUCCAUUACAUGACAUCUAUCAAACAUACUAAGACUGUCAUCUCAAGAGGGGAGACAUACAAGGAACUCAUUAAUAUUUAUGAAGAAAAAAAAACUAAAAAUAUAUUCUUAGAAGAAUAUUUUAUAUAUGUGAAUUUUUUUCUGCAAAAAAGGCUAUUUUUAAGAUAUAUACGUUUGUUCAUACAUUUCUCCUUGGAUUUUUAUGCUUUAACCUUGUAGAAUUAUAUUAUGUGGUUUGGUUGCUUAGUUUCUUAAUAAUAUAUAAAUAAGCAACAUAUCUGGUAUAAAGGUGUGUUUUUGUUUAUUUUUUUUUAUACAUAUAGACGUACACAUCCUUUACUAUAUAGUAUAGUGUUUGUAUCCUGUUGUAUGCUGAAUACUUAAAUGUGUAUGUACAAGUACAUACAUGAGCAGCUAUAGCGUAAAAAGUAAAUAUUGCAUAUUUAAGAGGUAUAUGUAGAGUAUAUACAUGUUUUUUUGGAUGGUACCUUAUUUAUAAAGCUAUAGUGGAACAUCUUGGGAACAACUAGGAAAAUAUGGCUUCUGCUAUAAUACAUUUCAAACACUCUCAGUGAUAUAAUGGUAAGAGAAGAAUUUAGUGUCAAUGCGUUAUCUGUGUGAUGUCAGCAGAUUUCUUAGAACAAAGCUGCAAUGUUUCUAGUGUAUGUGUGUGUCACAGAGCACGUCUUCAUAGUGAUGUCAUGCUGCAGUUGGGAGGAGGCUGGUUAUUGAGUAGGAUUGGACGGACCACCUGGCUGGAUAGUGUAGCGGGUGUUUUACUUUUGUGAGACACCCCAAGAAUAAUCACAUUGCUGCAAAAGCUGGAAUACCACACCCUCUAUACUUGGACAGGGGGACCCCUCAGAUUCUGACCAAAUACACAAUGAUUUAUAUAAGGGCACAUCAAUAAAUGAAGUUACAAAGGCACACUGUAGAGGGUUGAAAAAUAGAUUGCACACCAUAAAUACACAAUGAUGUACACUAUAGAUGUAUUUAUUUGGUUAGUGACUUUCUGGUAUAAGAGGUAAAUAGUUUGGAAACUAUAAUGCCAGUCUUACCACGACCGAGCACAAUGGCAGCAGCUAUAUCCAUAGCUAAAGUAAUCAAUGCCAAUUUAUGCCUGAUGAAGAGCAAUAAUGCACAGUAGAAUUAUGUGGAGAAUUCAAUACAUGAAGCAACUUCUCUCAGUAAACAUUAGUAUUUUGAUUAUAGAAAAUGUUCAUGUACUACAUAUAGAUUUAUGUAACAAUUCUGAAAUUAAUCCCUUCUAUGAUGUGUUAUACUAAACUGGCAUGCAGUGGACACGUUAGUAUGUGGUGGACACUCUGACACUCGGUGGACACUCUGACACUCGGUGGACACUCUGACACUCGGUGGACACUCUGACACUCGGUGGACACUCUGACACUCGGUGGACACUCUGACACUUAGUGGACACACUGAUACUUGGUGGACUCUCUGACACUUAGUGGACACACUGAUACUUGGUGGACACUCUGACACUUGGUGGACUCUCUGACACUCGGUGGACACUCUGACACUCGGUGGACACUCUGACACUCGGUGGACACUCUGACACUCGGUGGACACUCUGACACUUAGUGGACACACUGAUACUUGGUGGACUCUCUGACACUUAGUGGACACACUGAUACUUGGUGGACACUCUGACACUUGGUGGACUCUCUGACACUUAGUGGACACACUGAUACUUGGUGGACUCUCUGACACUUAGUGGACACACUGAUACUCGGUGGACACUCUGACACUCGGUGGACACACUGACACUUGGUGGACACUCUGACACUUGGUGGACUCUCUGACACUUAGUGGACACACUGAUACUUGGUGGGCACUCUGACACUUGGUGGGCACACUCUCACAAUAGUGGUCCGUACUUUCCUACCCCGUUCCUGCAGCAUCCACCACUCUGUCAGAGCCAUAGGCUCCUCCUCCUGCUCUGCUGCACACAGUGGAAAAAACAAUGUUUUAUCGUUUUGUAAAAGAUAGAUGUUAGUGCCGUGUGCUCUUUGGAAGGAAAUGGUCAGAACCCUAUAACCAUUCAUCACUGGGAGCUUUGAUGGUCAGUAGAAUUUUAAACAAGUUGUUUAUUCCAUUACUAAGACCCCCUUGAGGUCUAGUAAACUUUUGGUGUAAAAUCUAUAAACUUUGCAGAAAACUAGUGGAAGCAGAUAAAGUGCACCAGUCACUUGGGUUUCAAAUUGGAAAUAAUCCAGUUGUGCCUAUUUAUCAUUUUGUGUUAUAUCUGAUUCUGCACACGUGUUUCUAUAUAGGUGUAUGGUGUAUAAUAGUAGUUAUUCAUGUUAACACAUACGUAUUCAGCAACAUUUACUAUGCAGUAUACAACUCAGGGGUUGCUCUUUCUUUUCUCUCCGGCCAGCUGUCCCGGUUGUGGUGUAUGGGGUAUAGCACAUAAGCAGCCAUUGGCCUGACUUCUUGUUCAUCUAUUCCUUCCGAGCUUGUGCUUUUAUUUAGCGACCUCUUGCUGCUUUGCUGCCAGCAGUUAUAUCCUGGGAAGUCUUAAAACUGGAUUAUUUUGGUCACUUUUUUUUAUCAUGUUUCUUAAAUUGCAUACUAUGGGUGUUGGGGGCUUUUAGUGUAACUAUGUGCCAGAUUCAGAGGUGGACGUAAGUGCUGUUUCUACCGAGAUCGAGCGCACAGUGGAUCUGCGGAAAUGUGCUAAUGCAGCAGCCCCUGUCUGCACAGGGAGGCCAACUGACAGUGUCUUUGAUGCAACGCCUACAUACAAAGACGCAACAUUAGGUACAUACUAGUUGCACCAUCAGUCAUUUGAGCUACUCUUUGAUCAGAAUGACCGCCACUGGUAAGUCGCUGGAUCUCUUACAACGGCAUACAAAUCCACAGUCGCAGGCUCCGACACGUCUCUGAAAUGGUGAUGACAUGACUACGUUUUUAAAGCCACUCCCCGUUAACUUUCACAAACGGUCACUACAUGUCACUCACUUUGCAAAUAAAUUCUCACUGCGUCCGUCAUCGCUAAUUAACUGCUGCAUGUGCGCAGUGCGACUAACGCAUGCACAGUCAGAAAAAAACGCUCAGCUGGGCAAACAUCAGCUCAGCAGCCACCUUUGAAUCAGGACCUAUGACCUUUGGUCUGCCAGAAGGGUGAUAUCAUCAACCAAUUGCUGAGCAGUAGGGAUGCUGCACUCUUCUGAUUGCGAAGGGCAUAAGACAUAGAGCUGGUUUGUGUACAGAUGUAUUUCUUUAUAGUUUUAUUUUAGAUAUCAUGCAUUUUUGCCUGGUCUCAGAGCUAAUACAUUUUUAUUGUAAUGUUCUAAGACAGGUUUUUAUUAUGUUAGUAAGUCAUUAUAUUGUUGCAGUGUUUUCGUUUUGUUUGUUUUUUUGAUGGCCUGUUUAAAGGCUUUUAGAACAAUAUUUAAGAUGUUUUAACAUUUUGAGUGAAUGCAGCAAUAUCUCGUAUCUAGGUGUUUCACAUUAGUAACACAUCAUGUUGUGCCAUAUUUCUGUGUUGAAGUAACAAACGGAAUACGAUGGAAAUAUCUUUUUUUAUGUUUAUUUAUUUUUCUCCACAAUUAGCUCUUUGCUGAAUGUUUGUGCUAUUAUAGCACAUGGCCAUACAUGUAAACUCUGUUUCUUUGCUGCAGCAACUUAUACAGGUGAUCAGAUGGAAUCCUGAUCAUCUACGACACUUUAGAUAUUCUUUUAUUGCUCAGUGUAGUACAGUUGUGUUCUAACUCCUAAUUAUGGUAAACUGGGAGCUGGGCAGAUUUCAACACUGGAGAAUACUCAUGCCUGUUAUGUGCCUAAACUUUGGUAAAAAUGUUUUAUGUUUAUAUGUACCUUUAAAAUCUACUAACACAAAGCACUCCUACCGGAGCCCACAAGGAAAUACUAUGGCAUGUUUUUUUUACUUGUAAUAGUGCACAUCAGACAGGAUUGUUGAUGCUGCGUAGAGUAUAGGAAAACAAGUAAAGCACAUAUGUUGUCCAACUUAAUGGGCCAGAUGAACCAGAUGCUUUGAUAUAUCUAAGUAGGGCUUUAGGGGGUCAUUCCGAGUUGAUCGCACCAAGCAACUUUGUGCUGCUGGUGCGAUCAACUAAGCUCCGCCUAUGGGGUUAGUGUAUUUUAGCAUAGCAGGGCUGCGAUCGCUUGUGCAGCCCUGCUAUGUGUAAAAGAUUUGUGUAAAAGAAGACCAGCCCUGGACAUACUUACCCUGUGCGACGAUCUCAGCGAUGAUGGGGCCGGCUUUGACGUCAGACAUCCGCCCUCCGUUGUCCUGGACACGCCUGCGUUUUCCUUUCCACUCCCCGAAAAUGGCCGCCAACGGACAGGUGACACCCCGGAGCGCCUUCCUUCUGUCAAUCUUCUUGCGGUCAGCUCUGCGACCGCUUUCUUAGUAACCAGCGUCAUUGCCAGACGACAGGGGUCACCGGGCAACGACGCGCAUGCGCAAUGCGCACGCCGCGCAUGCACAUUACAGACCCGUUCGCACCGCAGCGAAGAACCUAUGCGUGCGAACGGGUCAGAAUGACCCCCUUACUUAUGUGGCAUUUUGUGUGUCAAAGUGACAAUAUUAUUCUUACUAUUAAGUGAAGAAAUGAGGCUGUGAUCAUGUUGGUAUUAUGCUUGGGUUAGUAUUGUAACACAAAGUAUUUAUGGAAUUUUAUAACAUCUUUAUUUAUUGAUAAAAGUAUAUUAUCUAGCAGAUCAGAAUACAUUUACAGAGCUAUGUUUUUGGCAGUGUGCUUAUGUUAACAGUAAAAUAAGGACACUGCUGUCCAGUUUAGUGAUGAGAUUGGCCAUUGUGCGGCUCAUGUAGAGUGGGAUGGACUGUGCGCCUACAUAACAAAACAAAAUGCAUCUUAAUUGCAAAUGUGAAAUGCGUGUAAGUCGGCAUUCAUAUGAAGUUUUCUGUGUGUGCAUGCAAAGUUGAAAAAAGAUGCCAAUUUUGUUUUACAUGGUAUUCAUAUUUUGUUUGCAGUUGAGUGUCUGGCAUUGUUCUCAGUUAUCAAUCAUUUUCUGGCUUAGAGACAGUGGUCAGUACUUCAGUAGCCUUCUAAUAGGAAACCUUUCAGUGUUGGACUGGGGCACGAAUGUAGUAAUAGGAGCCCAUGCUUAGGGGUGUGGUCAUCCACCACAGAGGCAUGGCUAACUGUUAGAGAUUGUAUGAUAUGGGUCCCUUUACAAAUACAUUUAGUUUAUACUGCUAGAGUCCUAUGGAGUGUAAUGUAACUUAUGCAUAAUGUAUAAUUCAAGUGCACAGUCUAAAACCUGAUCCCUAGAGGAGAAGGUGGGCCCUCAGGCAGUAGGGCCCACCGGAGAUUUUCUCUGUACCCCUAUGGGCCAGUCAGACCCUGAAGCAUUUAAUUAAUAGGAUAAAAACAUCUUCCUCAUGAAAGAUCACUAUAUAAAUAAAUGUGUGUGUGUGUGUGUGUGUGUGUGUGUGUGUGUGUGUGUGUGUCUCUGAUAAGAUAGGGGCAACUGAUCCCUGUGGUGGUAUGUUCAGUUCAUGCAAUAAAAUGGACUAGCUUCCUGUGAUCCUGUGUGAUCAGUCUGUGCUUACUGAUGUCGGCCUGUGCUGAAAGCAUCUGUGCUUACUGAUGUCGGCCUGUGCUGAAAGCAUCUGUGCUUACUGAUGUCGGCCUGUGCUGAAAGCAUCUGUGCUUACUGAUGUCGGCCUGUGCUGAAAGCAUGAAGCUGCAACAAAUUCUAGAAGCAUACUAGUAAAGAGAGGUUUGAAUAAGGACUGACAUUGCAUUUAAAUGGCUUUUCUCAUCAAAUAUAUGUUUGGAACUAGCUGGAGUAAGUCAUAAUACUCUGAUAUAACUGAAUUAAAUGUGCGACGUGUUGGCCACUGGAAGCUCUAUGAAAUGGAUACCUAAAACUCUUCUAAGUAAAUAUGAUUAAAGGUGCAGUUUUACUUGCUCUAAAACCAUUUCAUGUACACUACUGAAGUAAGAUUUAUUUGUAUACAUAUAUAAACUUGAAGUGUGAGCUUAUUUUGCUUUAGAACAAAAUACACACAAGAAAUGGGGAAAUAUGUGCCUUAUUUUGUUUUCAUAAAGUGUUGACUUUUAGGAGGAUUUUUUUUUAAGAUACAGGUAUUUGUGUUUCCAAAAGCCCUUAUGUUCAAUGUGAGCUUGUUGCUAUAUUUGCUAUGUAUUUCUAGUGUGUAGAAAAAUAAAGCAUUCUUUGAAACUA
Messenger RNA from Pseudophryne corroboree (corroboree frog), 8564 nucleotides. It is a transcript of the gene RBM47, whose product is annotated as RNA binding motif protein 47. NCBI's taxonomy places the organism in Eukaryota, Metazoa, Chordata, Amphibia, Anura, Myobatrachidae. Gene Ontology annotation, cellular component: nucleus. The record is from RefSeq and is a predicted model, not a curated record. The transcript is spliced from 6 exons. Gene Ontology annotation, molecular function: mRNA binding. The coding region runs from base 554 to 2392 and encodes 612 amino acids.